This is a messenger RNA of Diprion similis, 2708 nucleotides long. RefSeq names its product transcriptional repressor scratch 1 (gene scrt). Gene Ontology annotation, biological process: regulation of DNA-templated transcription. Bases 364 to 1812 code for a protein of 482 amino acids. Gene Ontology annotation, molecular function: RNA polymerase II cis-regulatory region sequence-specific DNA binding; DNA-binding transcription factor activity, RNA polymerase II-specific. The transcript has 2 exons. The record is from RefSeq and is a predicted model, not a curated record. Lineage: Eukaryota; Metazoa; Arthropoda; Insecta; Hymenoptera; Diprionidae.
GGCACCACACGGCCGUGUGCUGGUUGAGAGUGGCUCGUGUGUAAAAGAGAGGCGUCGUGGCGAUACGACGCGGAGUUUUUGAUGCUCGGGUAGUCCGCAACCCUGCGCCCCGGGUGAUCCUGACGGAGGUUGUUGUAAAGGGAUAAGGAACCGUAUCGCGUCCGACAGCCGCGGAGUGACUGGAAUGCCUCUCCUGGUGGCGGUGCAGGUGCUGCUCCAGGACGGUCCUUGCUGAGCCGAUGACGAGCUCCCGCGGUCCGCCACCGAAACCGGCCACGACACAAGGACUGAGGAAACUUACGUACCGUGCAAAACGCAGGCGACGACGCCGGCGUACCUCGAUUGCCCGAUCCUGGCGAGAAGAUGCCGCGGUGUCUCAUGGCCAAGAAGUGGAAGGCCUACCCCUGGCCCGACCGGGAGGACGACUUUGAGACCGUCGAGGACGAUCAGCCGCGGCCUCACCGUCACCAGGAUGACGACGCGGCCCGGCAGCCGGAACUACACCAGAAACGGAUCAACGCCGUCGUUCGCUCCGAGGCCGAGGAUGAGGAGAUCGACGUCGUCGGCGACGCCGACGGCAGGACACCACCACAGACUUGCUGGGGUCCCCACAGCCCUACCGCUGGAGCAACGGCGCCGAGUCCGCCGCCGUUGAACGCUUCCGGUGCGCUUUACUACCACGGUUACACCCCGGAGACAUGGAUCGGUCACGAGGAGCCGCCGAAGUACGCGACGCUGCGUUCGGCCGCGGAACUCCAGGGGAUCGAGCCGACGUCGCCUCGAGCGGAGAGCCCUGAUGCCGUGGUACCGAGUUCCGGAGGAGGGGGUGGAUUUCCGGCGGUCGUCCCGCCGCGUAAGAGUCUGGCAAUGUGUUUCACGAGCACGGGAGUCGCGCUCUCGCUGCCGCCGAAGAAGAAGGACAUCUACAGGCCGUACAGCCUGCAGUCGGCGUUGCAGCAGCAACAACAACAACAACAGCAGCAGCAGCAGCAGCAGCCUGCGGAGAUCCGGACGCCAGCGGAGGAGGAUCUUUCCGCCGCCCAGGCGAUCCUCGACCUGAGCGCCUCGCCCGCCGCCCCCAAUCACUCCGUCUUCGUCCACACCUUGACACAACCGGACGUCGCCGUCGUCGCGGCGCCCCCGACGCUUCCAGUCCUCGCUUCGCCCCCUCCGGGGGAUGCGGCGGGGGUCGGGGGGGCGCGGCAGGAGCCGCAGUCGCCGACGACAGCGGAGAACAAGACGGUCGCCUACACCUACGAGGCCUUCUUCGUGUCCGACGGGAGGUCGAAGAAGCGGACGGUGCAGAACGCGGCGGUGCCGGAAAAGGAGGCGGCGCAACCGGACCGUCCUAAGUACACGUGCACGGAGUGCGGCAAGCAGUACGCGACCUCCUCGAACCUCUCGAGGCACAAGCAGACCCACCGCAGCCUCGACUCCCAGUCGGCGAAGAAGUGCAUCCACUGCGGAAAGGCUUACGUCAGCAUGCCGGCACUCGCGAUGCACGUCCUCACCCACAAGCUCGCCCACAGCUGCGGCGUUUGCGGGAAAAUGUUCUCCAGGCCUUGGCUUCUCCAGGGACACCUGCGCAGUCACACGGGCGAGAAACCCUACGGAUGCGCUCACUGCGGCAAGGCCUUCGCCGACAGGUCGAACCUCAGGGCCCACAUGCAGACCCACUCCUCGGACAAGAACUACGAGUGCUCGAGGUGCCGCAAGACCUUCGCCCUCAAGUCCUAUCUCAACAAGCACCUCGAGUCCGCCUGUCUCAGGGACGAGGACCCCGCUCCUCCGGCAUCCGGAAACAGGUUGUAGCGGCGUAGAGGCCAAAUUUGUAUUCUCAGCUUCAUUAUAAUUACUAUUCGUUUGUUUUUCUUCAACGAGAGUAUCAGGUGUCAUUAUCAACGUUAUCGCGUAAUGAUCGUUGGGUGUUUUUUAACCACCCCCCCUCCGUUAAUUGGAGAUUUGACGAUUAACCUCGGCGUGUAUGCCGCAGGUGUUAUAGAAGAGUCGCAGACUAGUCUGAAAUGAUAAUAGACCGCACCUUGCGAAUUAGAUAUCUAAUUAUUUAUAAUUUCGUGUAAUAUUUCCUUUCCCGCUAUGCGCGUAAUAAUUAGCUGUGAGAUAUCACACCGCUGGUGGGAAACAACGAACGGAUGAGAUAAAAUUGAAAAUAAUAAUAAUAAUAAUAAUAAUAAUGUAAGGGAAGUAGAAAUCGCGAAGAACAGUUAGAAAGAAAUUAAUUAAAACGUUAAACAGUAGAAUGUAAGUAGAAAAGUGCCAGUAGAUAAAUAUUAUAUUAUAUUAUAUAUACAUACAUAUAUGUGUAUCGAGGUAUAUAUAUUAUACAAUAUACAUAUAUACAUAGUAUAUUAUAUAUUAUAAUAACAUUAAUUAUGAAACGUCCAGUAAGUUUUAAGCGAGAUGGUUAGGAAAAAAAAUGAAUAAACUUCAAAAUGGUAAAUGAGAAGAAGAAAAACAUAGCGAAAAAAAAAAUUACAAUUAAAAAAAAAACAAAAAAAAAAAAAAAAACAAAACAAAUAAAAAUUCGAAAAAGAAAACGAAAAGAAGCAAAAAAAAAACAAAAAAACUGGAACAGUGACGUCCACACGCUGCAUCUAGUCUCACUCUAGUCGAUUAUACCUAUAUACAUAUAUAUAUAUAUAUUGGUAUUACAUACGUAGUACAAUGCAUCGUACGAUGGAAGAAAA